AUGGUGACCUCGAAAGCGACGACUCAACAGGGCGCCGGCGAUGGCAAAGCUGAUGAAAUCGAAGACCCCUCCCUGGUCCACUUUCGGGCCUGCCUCGCUGGCGCCCUGCCCUGGAAGAAAGCCUCUUUGAAGGCGAUGCGGGAGUGGCGCGAGGCACUGUAUCGUAACGAUUCGAAGGACGGGGACGGCAACGUGGUUGAGGCACUCGUGGGGAACCCCAUGCCGGCAUCCAACAGACGUCUCCAUGUCCUCGCCCACCACUCCCCGUCCUCGUUCCUUUGUGCUUGCACUUGUACGGUUGGCUGGUUGAUUAACCUCGACGUGCUACCCGUGCUACCUUGGCCUGCUUUCUUACCAUGUCAUCCUCGCCGGUGGCUCCUUCUGCUUGCGGCAGUGAAUGUCUGCCACGACGACACCUGGUAUCCCGAAACGAAGCUCCUCAAGGAUGCCGUCAACAUGCACCCCAUCGUGGCGGACGACACGGAGAAACCCGUGGCUAGCGCCAAGCCCAAGAGCGCUGAGCGGAAGGGUGGCAAGACCAAACUGGACGACGACGCCCGGAUCAACGAGUUGGUGAACGAGAGUGUAGCAGCGAGACUGGCCGAGAUUACGAGGCAACAAGACGAGCAGCAGCAGAGGACAGAUCACGUCCGGAGCGGGAACGACCACGAGACACGCCACCAGCAACAUGCGGGGCGACCAUCGGCCGGCCCGUCCGCAGACGACAUCGCCCGCACUCUCGCCAACGCCCUGACCAGCCGUCUUCAGAUAUCACCCGCAGACACGGGUAGAGUACCAAGUAGCGCAGCGACUCUUAGGAUGACUGAGGUUAAGCGCCUAGCGCCGUGGGAUGGGCAGAAGGAGAGGUGUGACAAGUUUGGCAGGGAUCUCAACGAGAUGGUCCCCGUGAAGAAUCUUGGAGAGUUGAGAUGGUACUCCGCGUGCAUUUACGAGAGAGACGUAGAGAGAGGGCUGUUGGAGAUUUCGCAGCAGAGGUUUGCCGAAGAGCUGGCUGCAGAGUACGUCGUUGAGUGGGGGCAGAGUGUGCCUCUGCCUGUUAGCGUAGAGCUCUCCGACUUUGACGUGAAUGAAGCGAGUGGUGAUGUCCCUUUUCGCGAGUUGAAGUGCGUUACGCUUUCCACCACGGAAGCAGAGUAUGUGGCAAUUGCCGACGUCGUGAAGGAAGUGUUGUUCUUGAGGCAGGUGUGGCGUUUAAUGUUGCAAGAUGCGAGUAUGCCGUGCAUCCCGGUGUUCGAGGACAAUCAGGGAGCGAUUCAGAUUGCGCACAACCCGAUCACAAACUCCAACUCGAAGCACAUCGAUGUACGGCAUCACUUUAUCAGGGAGCUGAUAGAGAGGACAGAGAUUGCAACGACUCAUGUGCCGACGUAGGUUCAGCAUGCAGAUUUCUUGACGAAGGCUAUUAGCAAGGAGUCUUUUGCGUUGCACCGUGACUUUGUGAUGAACUUGCAGUGAAGGAAGUGUUUUGGGGUCGAUUCGUAUUCUGUAGCGGAGAGAGGAAGAGAGAGACGAGAUUGGACAAGAGAACGAGAGAGUCUGAUGAAGGUGGUGAGCGUGUUGGAGUUGUGUUAAGAUUUUUCUUGUUUGUUUUAAAGGAGUUUUAGUUGUGUUGGAAUUCUUCUUGGUUGUUUUGAAGGAGUUUUGGUUGUGUUGAAAUUUUUCUUGUGAUUGACUUGGGAGGGUUCUUGCAUGUUUUGGGGAGGAUAUUGGAUUUGGAUGCUUUGAGAAUUUUCUUGUUUGUUUUUGAAGAGAUGGUAAAUGAGGAAUUCGGUUUUUGCCGGAGCAUGACGAUGCAUACGAG
Messenger RNA from Ectocarpus sp. CCAP 1310/34, 1822 nucleotides. The record is from the annotation of a GenBank genome assembly. NCBI's taxonomy places the organism in Eukaryota, Phaeophyceae, Ectocarpales, Ectocarpaceae.